Messenger RNA from Megalopta genalis, 1723 nucleotides. It is a transcript of the gene wbl, whose product is annotated as endoplasmic reticulum protein 29-like protein wbl. NCBI's taxonomy places the organism in Eukaryota, Metazoa, Arthropoda, Insecta, Hymenoptera, Halictidae. The record is from RefSeq and is a predicted model, not a curated record. Gene Ontology annotation, biological process: protein secretion. Gene Ontology annotation, cellular component: endoplasmic reticulum lumen; endoplasmic reticulum.
UGCCGACUUCGACUUCAACUAGGACUAACUAGGACGACGACUGCGACCUCAACUACGACUACGACUAUUGACUAUGUGCUCGGUUGGUCGAGUAGCGUUCGCAACGAAGCAGACAGAAGAGAGGUUAGUUGGAAUUGAAACAGGCGACGGAAAAAGGUGAUCUUAGUAUUAUAGUUUGUAUUCGCUUUUGAUCAUAUCUGCAAGUACUUAGUGCAUUUACCAUAUCAAAUUUAAUUGUUUCAUAAAUCGAGUCAAGCCAGUUUAACAUCGGCAUUCUGCGUCAACACCAACGUUUCCGUCGCUCUUCUUUUCCGACUUCUUUCUCAGAUUAUCGUUUGCCACGGAUACACCACCAUUCAAAAUCUAUCAUAAUAUAAUAUUCUGCUAGUUGUCUGUCAUGCUUCAAUCGAUCGUAGUUACUCUUCUUGUCAUUGGAAUAGCCUCUGCCGAGGACUGCAAAGGAUGCGUCUCUUUGGACUCGUAUUCUUUCAACAAGGUAAUUCCAAAAUUCAAAGCUGCGAUAGUAAAAUUCGAUGUGGCAUUUCCGUACGGAGAAAAACACGAGGAAUAUGGUCAAAUAGCCGCCGCCACAAAAGAUGCCAAUGAUCUUUUGGUAGCCGAGGUCAGAGUCAAGGAUUAUGGGAAUAAAGAUAACUCUGAUCUCGCUGCUCGUUAUAAAAUCAAACCACAAGAAUUCCCGGCGGUUCUACUCUUUCUCCAAGGGAAAACAGAGCCUAUCCCUUUCGUCACAGACAAGGAAACUGAAUUCAACGCGGAUAAUAUCAAGCGAUUCAUUAAAACAAAGUCGACCGUAUACCUUGGUCUGCCAGGUUGCGUCGAACAAUUAGAUAGACUUGCGGAAGAAUUUAAAUCUGGCGGAGAAAAAGAAAGGAAGGAGAUAUUGAAUAAAGCAAAAGUCUUUGAAGAAACAUUACCUGACACGCAACGCACAGCUGCCAAAGUUUACGUUAAAACUAUGGAACGAAUAUUAGAGAAAGGAGACGUAUUUGUUCAAACUGAACAAACUAGAAUAGAGGGUAUCUUGAAGGGUAAACUAUCGAAUGAGAAAAAACGUACAAUGGAAGAGAGACGCAAUAUCCUGCAUUCGUUUUUGCGCAGAGAUGAACUGUGAAAAGAUACGAACUAACAUUGCAAACGCAAUAAGAUACGAUACGACACGACACGAUAUAAUACAAAAAUGAUAUCACGAAUUUUGUACGUGCCGUAAAUGUUAAUUACUAUACUGCAUUUUAGAGUUCGUUUUCAACUCACUCGAAACAUUCCAUUAUUUUAGUUCGUAAUUAUAUCAGCAUGAAAAAUUUGAAAAAAAAAAAUGCAAUUUGAAAAUAAUAAAAUAUUUCGAAGUAAUAUAGGAUUCGUAAACGCACUAACACAGGGCGCAUUCAUAAAUGAUUACACUCUGUCAUUAUUUUGUACGUUUCGUACCGAACCACGAAUACGCGAAAGAAAUUUAACAAGACUGUAAUUGAAUAAUGAUUCUUAUUCUCCUCACUGUGUAGUUGUUUUUCACACGUAAGUAGUUUCUCGUAUUUUCAUUUGACUUUGUUUUUCUUUGAAAUUAUUCUUUGUUUUCCUUUGCUUUUUUAAUAGUAUAAAUGCUAAAACAUUCUCCGCUAAAAGAUCACAGAUAAUGUACAAGAUUCGUAUAAAUAUUGUCUUACUCGUAAAUUCGAAGUUUAUUCCAUCUGUUUAAUAAAAUUAU